Rotaria sordida is the source of this 303-nucleotide messenger RNA. Lineage: Eukaryota; Metazoa; Rotifera; Eurotatoria; Philodinida; Philodinidae. The record is from the annotation of a GenBank genome assembly.
AUGGAAAUGAUUAUUUAUGCUAGUUCAAUUAUGACUGUUUUUGGCUAUUUAGAAAAUAAACCAUAUUCAUCAUUAGCAAAAAAUAUUCAACCAAAACAAUUAUUGAAAAAGAUAACAAUUAAUGAUCCUCCGAUACCAUCCCAUUUUAAUCCAUCGUUUGAAGCAUAUUCUAACAGUAAAAUAUAUAGUGAAGAAUUGGCUAGACAAUACUCAACAAUUGAAACUAUAAAUGUUAAAUUUAUUUGUGCAAGAUUCGGUUGGAUAAAUACAACUGAUGAUGUAAUAUCUGAUUUGUAUGAUUGA